This is a messenger RNA of Anas platyrhynchos (mallard), 2668 nucleotides long. Its product is annotated as claudin-4. NCBI's taxonomy places the organism in Eukaryota, Metazoa, Chordata, Aves, Anseriformes, Anatidae. Gene Ontology annotation, molecular function: structural molecule activity. The record is from RefSeq and is a predicted model, not a curated record. Gene Ontology annotation, cellular component: bicellular tight junction; membrane.
AUCUCGGUACCGUGUGCCUGGUCCAGCUAAGCCCAGGCUGGGGCCAGGGGCUGCUAUGUGAAUGUCGGCUGUGGGACGGUGAUCAGGGUUUUGGGGUCUGCCCCUUGCCUCGCCCCAGGCAGCACCAUCUCUGCUCCGCGGCAAGCCAGCAGCAGCUCCGACCGGUUUGUGGGUCUCGGCGGUGGGCGGUGGCACCUCCUGCCUGAGGCCAAAUGGAGGGAUGGGAAGCGCUCAUCAGACGCCAAGGAACAAACAAGAGCCGCUUGUGCCCUGCCCGGCGCGGAGCCCAGCAGCAGGGUUGGCACAGCUGCUGCUCCCUGGCAUGGGGCCUAUGGCAGACAGGGGCAGGAGCAGCCACUGAGGAGAAACUGGGGCACAGACGUGUGGAGGCAUCCAUCCUGGUCAUGUAGAAGAAGGGGCCGGGAGUGACGGUGGAGAAAUCCCCAUCCCGGAUGCUGUCUAUUCCCCUACAGCACCCCAGGCUGAGCUGCAGGGCCAGCUCCGGCCCUACCUGGGCAUCUCCCCGUCUGCCCACGGGCAGCAUGUGGCUGCGAUCCUGCACCUGGGUGGCCUCAUCCUGGCCACCGUGGGAGCAGCAGGGAUAUUAGGUGUCAUGGCUGUGGGGAGAAAUGCGAGAGGAGGAAUCCCGGGAAACUGGUUUUACCCCUUCGUCCGGUGCCGGCGGGAUGGCUCCUCCCUCGGCGAGGGCAUAUAACGCCCGCCAUGGUCCUGGCGGGCGGCACUGCGCGGCGGCAGCAGGCACGCGCCGGCGAGCGAUGGCCUCCAUGGGGCUGCAGGUGCUGGGCAUCGCUCUGUCCGUCAUCGGCUGGCUGGCCUCCAUCCUCUGCUGCGCGCUGCCCAUGUGGCGGGAGACGGCUUUUGUGGGCAACAACAUCGUGGUGGCGCAGAUCAUCUGGGAAGGGCUGUGGAUGAACUGCGUGGUGCAGAGCACGGGGCAGAUGCAGUGCCGGGUGUACGACUCCCUGCUGGCGCUGCCGCAGGACCUGCAGGCCGCCCGCGCGCUGGUGGUGGUGGCCAUCGUGCUGGCUGUGCUGGGCACCCUGCUCGCUGUUGCUGGCGGCAAGUGCACCAACUGCGUGGAGGACGAGACCGCCAAGGCCAAGGUCAUGAUCCUCUCCGGGGUCACCUUCAUCAUCGCCGGUGUGCUGAUCCUCAUCCCCAUCUCUUGGUCGGCCAACUCCAUCAUCCGGGACUUCUACAACCCGCUGGUUGCCGAGUCCCAGAAGCGGGACCUGGGCUCGUCCCUCUACGUGGGCUGGGCGGCCUCCGCACUGCUGCUGCUGGGGGGGGGCAUCCUGUGCUGCACCUGCCCGCCGCGGGGCGAGAAGCCCUACUCUGCCAAGUACACGGCGUCCCGCUCGCUGCCGGCCAGCAACUACGUCUAGGAGCCGCUCCCAGCACCCCGCACGCGUCCUGGCGCCUCUCCCACCCAGACCCACCGCCGCCCUGCUGCGCCCACCCAGCCGCCACGGGUGAAUCCUGGGGGGGAUGCCCCCAGGGCACCCCACGGCCCCACGGGGGGCUGGGUUGGGGCCGGGUGCCGGGGUGGUGCGGAGGGGCCGGUGUGAGGGAGGGCAGACAGAGCUGCCUUUGUUCGCCUGUGGAUUGAAGCUGGUUCUUUAAUCCCGUCCGGGACGGGGAACAAAACGCUGCUGUCCUGGCUGCCUGCCCCGCUCCCCCCCGCGGCUCGGGGGCACCUGCAGCAUCUCCUUGGUGAAGGAGCCCCGGCUGCCGGUAUCGGGGUGUGCCGUGCCGUGACACGGCCCUGAGCGCUGCGGGGUGCCCGUCCCGCGGGUGACACACAGCUCCGGCUCUGGCCGGGGGACUCACCCAAACGCCACUGCGAAGUCCGGGAAAACCCCAGGACGUGUCCUUAGAUCACCACGGGGCAGCGAGGACAGCAAACCCAUCCCACGUGGUUAGGGGACGUGGUGACUCAGCAAACCCCGGCACGGUCUUGAGGGGUGGCUGGGGUGCUCUGACCCCCUGUGCCUUGUAGUUUUACUUUGACCUACUUUCGGCAUUUUUGUGUAGCUCUAUGUGCGUGGAAUUUCUCUUGGCAGCUCCCCGGGGCGCGGGCAUCAUUAUCCUGGGAGUGGGAAGGCAGCGGCUGGGCUGGGAGAACCGGUCGGGGAGGCGGGAGGGGAGCGGGCGGUGUGCGGGGCUCUGCACCGGGCUUCUCACCCCUGCUGUGGGGCAGGAGCCGGGGUGGCCCGGGGGGGGCUCACGGCACCCCUGGCUGUGGCAGUGCCUGCUCCCGUGUCGCAGCCAUCCCACAUUAAACGGCAGCUGCUCGGACCCCGCUGUGCUCCGUUGUCUUUAUCCUCUGGCCGCAGUGGCGGGGCAGCCUGUGGGGCCUCCACUGUGGACCCCACAUCUGGAGAACACUAGCCUCAAACACCCCAAAAUCUGCUCUCCAGAGGGACAGCGCCAGCCUCCCCCGGGCUGGGGCCUGGGGCCAGCCGCUCUCUUCGCCCCUGGUCCAGCCUUGGCCUCCCUGCCACGGCCGUGUUCCCCUCCUGGGCCACCGGGAGACCCCUGGAGGUGACAGCGGGUGCCUCGAAGGUGAGAUGCCUUCACGGCGCCAGGCGUGGCAGCGGGGCCGCCCCACGCUAUUGCAGGGCCCCAGGCAUCGGGACCGGCACCG